UUCAGUCUAAACUUAGGUUGGUGAUCUUAAUGUACGACAAGGAGUGUGCAGCUUGAGGAGGUCAGUGAGGUAACUGGGCGCAAUAUUAUUCAGGAUUUUAAAAGUGAGUAGCAAAACUUUAAACUCAAUGCGAUAUUUGAUUGGUAACCAGUGUAGAUCAACAAGAGCCGGAGUGAUAGGAGCAAAUUUUCUAGCUCCAGUAAGAAGGCGAGCUGCAGCAUUUUGAACGAGCUGCAGCUUUCAAAUAGAGAUGGAUUGGAGACCACAGUAGAGAGAAUUGCAAUAGUCUAACCUGGACGUCACAAAAGAGUGGAUAAGAAAUGUUGUAUUUUUCAAAUAUGGAGCCCAAGGGUUCUCAAAGUGAGAAAAGGUGGACAUGCACCCUAAAACCAGAACAGGAUUCAACACACGAGAGUGUGAAGCCUUCAGUAAUAAAACUUUUCCACUAAAAUGAUUAAGAAAUUGCUCACAGAGAGCCUGAGAGGCCGAGCUCGACGAUCCAGGACAGGCAUUUAUCACGGAGUUAAACAUUUUGAAUAACAUUCGGGGGUUGUGGCUGUUAGUAUCAGUAAUAUCUGACAGGAAAGCUGCUUGAGCUGCCUGAACAGAGUUCUGGUCUAGAGAGCGGCUCCUACAAAGGAUGUCGUAGGACAUCUGAAGCCUACCUUUCUUCCACCUCCUUUCAGAUCGACGGCAGACACAUCGUAAGGCUCGUAUAGUGUCAUUUAGCCCAGGUUGAGUAGUUUCAUGUGUGUCUUUAGAUGCUGAAUAUGACUUCUGCUCCUCGUCAGGCUCUCCGUAUAGAGACGAGAUCACUCUGGGAAUACUGCAGCUGCAGGAGAGCAACAGGCUGGAGAUCCUGAAGAGACGCUGGUGGGAGGGAGGACAGUGCCCCAAAGAGGAGGACCACAGGGCCAAAGGUCAGUGUCAUCGUAACGUGAUCAUUUAACGUAAAAACAUCAUUUCCUGUUUCUGUUUGAUGGAAAGAUUCCUGCCUAGGACACAACCGUGCUCCUCGCUCAUGUCAGUGAAGCCUUACCACGAUGACACGUAAACAGGAAGUUUUUAUCGGGCGUCUCCUUUCCUGUGCCGCCUGUCUUUUCCUCAUUGAUAUAACAAAAUAACAAAUGACUUUGUCCUCCGCCUUCGCUGUUAUUGUGUAUUUGUCUCCUCCUUCUGAGGCGUCUCACGCCAACAACUCCACAUUUUAUGCCAUCAAACAGGUUAAAUGGCAUAAAAUAUCAGUUGUUUUAAGCCUGGCCUGUUGUUGCUGAUGGAGAGCACGCUGUGUUUGGAAACAGUCCUCAGGCUGGUGUAGGUGAAUCGAUCUGUGAUGUGUCGCUGCGUUUCAGGGCUCGGCAUGGAGAAUAUCGGCGGGAUCUUCGUGGUUCUGAUUUGCGGCCUCAUCAUUGCCGUCUUCGUGGCCAUCAUGGAGUUUGUGUGGUCGACACGCCGCACCGCCGAGACGGACGAGGUUUCCGUCUGUCAGGAGAUGCUGACGGAGUUCCGUAAUGCCGUAUCCUGUAAGAAGAAUUCUAGAUCCCGUCGUCGCAGACCCCUGACCAGCACUGGGGGCGGAGUCCUACGUCACCCAUCCCGCCUGACUCUGGCCGGUCCCCGCCCCAUCCGCCUGAUUCGAGAGAUGCGUCUCAGCAACGGGAAACUGUACAGUGGCGCCGGCCCAAUGACGGGCGGGUUGGCAGGGGUCGGGAUGGGAGGAUGCCCCGAUCUGGGCCCGGGGCCACAGAGGCUCCUGGAGGACCCGCUGGGCACCAAAACCUCUAGCACCACCCCCCCUCCUGCGUCAGCCCUAGUGGCUCCGCCCGCCCCCCCGCGCAGCUUCCUGCAGGCCUGCAGUCACGUACGCAUCUGCCAGGAGUGCCGGCGGAUCCAGAGCCUGCGACCGGUCGCGCUUACCCCACCCCCUCCCCCUCCGCCCUCCUCGUCCUCCUCCGCCUCCUCCUGCUCCCGGGUCCCGCCCUCAGUGGCGAUGACAGGCCUUCACCCCCGUCACAGCGCUCACCAUCAUCUCCAUUAUCACCACGGCUCCAUGUCGCUGCCCCGCCUUCCGCCACCCCCUCCCCCGAUGCCGACGGACAGAGCUGACAGCGACGGGGGCGUGGCGAGCCCGCAGCGGUACAAAAACAAACCUGUGCCCCCGCCCCGGCCGCUGCCCCCCAACAAGACCCCGACACACCCACCGACAGACUUACUCAGCGGACACGACUGAGCCUAAGGAUGCUGUCUGUGGGGUCAAAGGUCACAAACACAUUGACCCCAAAGCUGUACUGGUCUAAACUGGCUCUUCAGCAGGGGUCAAAGGAGGAAACCAUUCUGACCCCUUUGUGGGGGUCAUCCAUUAAAGCAAAGACACGUCAGUGGACUGCACCAAACCUUUACGGGGGUGGGCGGAUUGACCCGCUCUGAGGAUGGAGGACUCCUCACGGACUUUUUACCCUUUUGGAUUAAAGCAGACAAACAGGAAGUGACUGUCUGAGGCCGACCCACCCUCAGCCAAUCGUCUCGCUCCAUGCCGAGCAACGAGGACUCAGACAGACUGAGGUUUGAUACUGAUCCAGGUGUUUGUAUAGACGAAACGCUACAGAUACACACACUCACACAAAGUGGAGAAGAAGAAAAACUAAGUCUGUGAUUGUAUUUCCUGUCCUGUUGUCCAAUCAGAGGAGCUUCUCCUCCUCCUCGUCCUGAUCCUGAAGCUGAUGUCACAGCGAUCUGAUCGCCGAGUUGUCUCAUUUCUAAAGGUCACCUGUCAGCUGCCGGCGGCGCUGAGCUCCAUCGCUGAAUAAUUUGGACCUGCUGUACAAAAAAACAACCUGUUGACUUUUUCCCUUUUUUACUAUGAAAUGAACGAACAGCUGCUGCAGUUGUUACACACAUCUGUAUUUGUUUUAUCAUUUAAUCAUUUUAUUUGUAUUUUAUAACAUCAUUUUUAUAUUUAU
Molecule: messenger RNA, 2960 nt
Organism: Haplochromis burtoni (Burton's mouthbrooder)
Lineage: Eukaryota; Metazoa; Chordata; Actinopteri; Cichliformes; Cichlidae
Product: glutamate receptor ionotropic, kainate 5-like
Exons: 2
Coding region: 1334-2230 (298 amino acids)
Source: RefSeq, a predicted model, not a curated record